AUGGCCCCCAUCCCAAGGGCCGAUUUGGAUGGAGACAAUGCUUCUUCGGAUAUUGGUGACAGCCAGGACUCCCCGCUGCGUCGUCAAUUUUCUGAACCCUUUCGUCCCCAAUCUACUUCUACCCAAAUCUCUCAGUCCCCGGAGCCCAUCCCUCGACGGCUCAAGUGUGACUGGUGUGGGAAGCUUUUGAUGCUCCCAAAUGACGCAGACAUCUCUGAAGAAGAUGUUCUGAAUGAUCAUAUCAACGAAGCUCACCCGAAAUCUAUCAACUUUUCUGGGUAUGAUGGUGCCGACGAUGGCGCCGAAGAUCUCGCCGACGAGGGCGCUGAUGAGACUUACGACGAGAAUGGCGAUCUCCAAGAUGACGACGCCAUUGAACAAGACGAGGCCAUAAUUCAAGUUGCCAAGCCAGAAGAUGGUGAGGCUCAAGAUGAAGAUGGCGAAGAGAUCACAGUGGAACUGACCACUGACGACAACAAUGGCACCCUGCCAACCGCAAUCCAAGACAAUGUCAGCCACAUGCCUGAAACGAAACGUGACCUGUUGGACUGGCUCUCCAACCCGCGCACUGGAUAUCCCGAAGAAUAUCGUGCCCGCGAGGCCGAGUGGCGACGACCAGAUGUUAAAAACCGCCUUGACCGCUUCUGGAACGUUCAUGAUGCCAACAAAUUCUCCCCCAACUACGACCAGGAAGCUGCCAAGUGUGAAUCUAGUUGGGACAAUGCUUUCCACGACCCUUCCAAGACCAAGAAACGUGAUGCUCCUGACCCAGCCUUCCACCCCCUUCCAUACAAGAAGCCCAAAGUCGACAGAGGGCAGUUCCUCGAAGUACAGGCUCAGGAAAUCGACGAACUUGUCAACAUGCUCCGCAAUCCCGAAAAAUACACCCCAGACGAACUCUACGCACUUACACAGACCGCCGCUUUUGUUUUGAAGUCAUUUCAAGAUGAAUACCUGGCCCUCGAUGACCUCUACCUCAAAGCGCAUCGACACAAACGGGAUGAACCCUCAUAUCAAACAAAGCGACAUCAAAUGCAGGGCCACAAGAAGAAGGGCGGAGCCCCACUGGCUCACGCCAAUGAGGACAAGGCUGACUUCGAGGACAAGAAAGAAGCCAUGCUCUAUGGCUACAAACACAAUUAUUUCUCGACCAACACACCACUCGCGCCCAUCCGCACACAGCAGGAUCCCUUCGUGCAGGGAGGCUUUGUCCCAACUCCCGCGCAAGCCAGAAAGAUGAUUGCGAAGAAGAAGGAGACUGGUGAUCUUAACCCUGAUGGGUGGCCAGCCAUGAAGAAACAUGGCGUUGAAUAUCACCCUCAGAUGUAUGAACCUCGACGCGAGCCACUUGUGCCAAAAGUCACUCGGAAACGCAAGGCCGCAGAGGUUGAAGCACCAACCAAAACCACCGAUGCAGAAGACACUCAGAACGAGAGUGCGGAUGGUGAUGAAACCGAUGAAGACAACCAUCCCGCAAAGCGACGCACCCGAGGCCGCGGCGGCAAAACCGUCGCUGCCGAAUCAACUCACUCUGACACUAACUCUCGCCGAGGCUUUGGCCCUGGCCGUGGCCGUGGCCGCGGACGCGGCCGUGGUGGGCUUGGUCGCCUUGGUUCCUCCCGGGCUACCUUCGAAGUCACCCCUGCCCCAACCCAACCCUCAGUUCGGGGCCGGGGUCGACGUGGCGCUAGCAGCCUGGCCUCCUCAUCGCUCCCUCCAGCAGAGACCUCCUUCCAGGCCGUCGAGCCUGUGGCCACCGAAAGCCCUGUCGAAUCCGCUCCGACAUCGGCCAAGAAGGAGGCUCUCUCUGCGGAGGCAAUUGAGGAGGCCAGGCGGCAGAAGAUCGCCAAUUCGAAGAACCCAAAGAGGACCAAGGCGAUGCUCGAUCACUGGGACCGGUUCAACCGGGAAGGACGCAUUCGAAACCCAAAGCGAUCCAAGGCCCAAAUCGAGCAGGACCGGACCGUCGACGGCGCCGCCGACGAGGUCCCCAAGCCCACCGGCCGCAGCAAGCGGUCACCCUCGCUGACACCACUUGCUGGCAACCUCGCCCCCAAGGGGCCCACCGGCCUGCCCUCAAUGGCAGGCGUACAGGCGCAGCAGCAGCAGCCCAUGCCUCCCACUCUCCCUCCCAUGGGAGUGGUCUCUCACUACGGCCCCGGCCCAGUGAACCCUUUCGCUGCUGCUGCUGCGCCUGUUGCGCCUAUGGCGCAACUGGGGCAACCCAUGCCGCCCCAGUACGCCCCAUUCCCGUACGUCCAGUACGGGAUGGGUCCCCUCCCGGGUCAUAACCCGCGGGACCCACGCCAUUGA
Molecule: messenger RNA, 2313 nt
Organism: Penicillium verrucosum
Lineage: Eukaryota; Fungi; Ascomycota; Eurotiomycetes; Eurotiales; Aspergillaceae
Exons: 1
Coding region: 1-2313 (770 amino acids)
Source: RefSeq, a predicted model, not a curated record